UGGUAUAAGUUUACUUGAGACGCACAUUUGCUUUCAGGAAACGUUCUGAGAAAGUGGCGAGGUACGACUGUACCGGUAUCGUGCCGCAAGAAUGAUGAAACUCCCCAAACUAGACUAGCUAGGCUACAGGAUGCCAUUCUGCCUCUGGCCAAUCUCCAGGCCUUACUCUAGGACCGGAUCUCCUGAGCCAAUUCCAGGCCCCAUUCAAGGACCAAGUCCAUGCCAAACUACAGGUCCCACACCACAACAAAUCUUUGUUCUCUUGCUUAGUGAGUCGGGUGAGGCAGCACCUGAGUACCGGUAUACCUUCAGUUAGUUUCGGUGGACGUCUACCUGUAUCACUGCGUGUCCCUUGGUUGAGCCCAAGAACGCUAGAUCGUUGAGGGUAAUUCCCAGAUCUGGUACUAGUAGAGGAGUCGCUCAAUCAAGCUGUUGCUUCAUGAAGAGGCAGAACAACAGCAUUUGGGGAAAGAAGCUCUGUUGGGGAGGCGGAACUGAGACCAGCAAAUUGUUCGUACUCCAGCUGCCAACGAAGAGAGCCUUCACCUCGCAGGCUUUUAGUCUCUAAACCUACUAGAGAAAUGGGUAAAUUCUCCCUCCAAAGAUGAGAUCAAGUGGGUUUGACAGCUGAACCGUUUUAUUUUACUUGCUCUGGCCGUUUCGUGCUGACGAAAGAUCGACGUCUCGAUCCCACCCCCAACUUGCAAGCAAGCAACAGACACAACAAGUCUCCUUCACCCAUGGUCCAUCGAACACUAGCUAGCUGACUAGCCUACCGGUAGUAGAGACAAAACAAUAGUGGAAGACAUGUCCCGUCGUUUUGACUUGGAAUGCAAGGGUGUUGUAUUGUCCAUGGAUGAGAAGUAUGGGUUAUCUAUUACCGACAGCAAGCCGUUGCCUCUUCGCAUGCCUGCUCCCCCUUCCAAUCAACGGGAUGCGCGACGACAGUUGGGUUCCUUUCUCCGCAAUGGACGCAUGGAGAGUCGAUACUCGCAAGAACACCAUGGUCGCAUCUCAGACAUUCUCCAGACGUACCCAGCCUUGGCGACCACGCUGUUUGGCAAUCGUCGUCAUGAUCGAGCUCUGCCAUUCCAUCACGUGGUAGGGGCCAAAGGUGUGGCCUUGUCGCUGCUGCAAACUCUAUUACGACAGCAUCCACAAGCCAUUUACGAAUUUGGUGGGCAAGGUGGCUUGCUGCCAUUACAUUAUGCAUGUCAUGCGUGUGCCGAUGCCACAGUCAUUCAAUGGCUGAUCGAACAGAAUCCCCAGGCUGUCACGACACCUUGUCAAUCCAAUAAAGAACGAUUGCCCCUGCACUAUGCCGUCACCAAAUACAAUACAUCCUUGGAAACACUCAGUUUGUUGGUUCAGGCAUGUCCCGAUAAAACAGCUUGUUGGACAACCCAAGACAAUCGAGGUUUUUCCGUCUUGAAUUUGGCGGUUCUAGAGUCCUGCAAGCCUUCCAUGGUAGAACAUCUCGUCCGUCUACUGCCAUCAACAACAGAAACACCGUUGGAUUUGCAUCUGAAACUGUCGUCAUCCGGGGAUGUCUACAAAGUGAAUUCGUCAGUGCUCGAGUCAUCCUUGACCAUGGUGCUACCUCAUGUGACCAGAGUUACCUGGGAUCUAUCCAACUCCUUCUGGCGCAACAGCAACAGCAACAGCAACAACCAACACAAUUUUGUCAUUAUUCAAUGCCUACAGAAUUGGUACCUGUAUCCCAGCUCUUGUGAUGAUGAUACUUCUCUCAGCUAUUGUGCAAAGAGGAGAAAAAGAGCUUCACUGCGCGUGAUCACGCCAAAAACCACGAAUGACAAUCAACCUUGGGAUACUGUUGUCAGUUUGCUGUCACCUCCAGCUGGAAAACCCAUACUGCGUCACCUGCAGUUGGGGCCCUCUCAUGACGUUGGUCAUCACCUACUCGACGCCAGUAACCUUUGGCAAAUGUGUUUGCCGUUGCAGUUGGAAACAAUGGAAUUGCAAGAAGUGACAUUUAAUUGUCAGUCGUUGGCCAACUUGUUGGGUACCUUGACAACGACGUGGGGUAGAAACCAACAGGAAAGCAAACCAUUGCGGGGCCUCAAACUUACAUUGGCGCAACUGGAGGAUCAAAUUGGAAUGCCAGAUGCUCGAUGGGAUCUGAACCGCAUUUCUGCACUGAACAAUGGCAUGAACAAUCCAUGGAGACAUUCUCAGUUAGAGAGGUUGUCCUUAUGGAAUUGUUUGAUCCUAGAACACCAUAUCCUUCGACGACUGCUCCUUGAAAUAUCACACAUGCCAAGGUUGACGCAACUGGAAGUUGUUUUUCGUAGUCACGUUCACCCCACAUCCGCGUCCUUUGAGACGGAAGAGGAAGAAGAACUGUAUUGGCAACGAUACAGUGCUCGAUCAGAACCCAUGUUUCAUGAAAUCGAUAACGCCAAUGUCACACCGGAGAUUGUCACUAUCUUGCGUCAAGGCAGAUUGCAAGCCUUGACACUGGAAGGUCCAAGUGUGGAUGUCGAAGCACUGGCCGAUGUGUUGCUACCGGUACUACCACCCCGCAAUGACAAUAACGACGCAGUGCAACAUUCGUCGCUACAGAAACUUUGGAUACCUUCCAGUCUCGACGAGAACUUGCCCAAUUUGAAGGCGUUCAGUAACCUUCUCGCCAACAAUUUUGCCAUUGAUAGUGUCGUCAUCCCAAAGGAGAAACCCCAUGGCGGGGAUGUGCGACCCAAUGACGAAGAACUACGUCGACUGGAGCAAAAGAUUGUCUACUUUGCAGCCCUCAACCGCAGUGGGCGGGCACAAAUUGUCGAUGGUGGUAGGCAUCCAUCCAUGGCAGACUUUGUCAAGAGAUUGGCAUCCAUAGGUGUUGACGACGUUUGCAUUCACAGUGACACUUGCCAUCCAGGAAAUGUGGAAGUCUAUCAAAUCCUUUACGGAGUGCUACGAUUUGCGCCCGGCUUGUGGUCGUCUUGAACCUAAGAAUUGGAAAUGGAACAAGCAGCGUCGUAAAAUAGCAAUCGAGAUUUCGCACCGCCGCUAGUCUUUAACACGUGAGUAACAUACACACCGUCACUAAUGGUUCUCCUCCAGGGGGCUGUGUACUCGAAUGUCGCAUCAACAAGCCUCCGCUGCGGCUGCCUGCCUUCUGCCAGAAACUCUGAAAUAUAUGACUCAAGAAGGCAGUGACCCUAUCCAUUAUGGCUCACUGAGUCUAUGCAUCUUUAGAAAAACAGCUUUUAUUCUACAAUUCUCACUCUCCUCAUUGCGUAGCGGUCACUUCCGUUUGGCGGUGGUGCUGGGCCACUUUCUUCGCUUUCGUCGUCACUCGGCAACGUCAUAGUCGACGUUGGGUAUAUUGCCAUGAAUGAACCAACGUCCUCCGAAGGCUUUUGCAAGCCAUUGCUAGUUUUCAGUGUCUUGUUCAUUGCCAGCUCCAGUUCAACUUCUUCCUCGUCCGCAACAUCCCAGUCAUUUUCGUUAUCAGAAUCAAAGCUAUCAUGAGCUUCACGUUUUUCUGCUCGGCGUCGGUAAACGACCAAUCCAAUGAUUAGCAGAGCCAAAAUUAACAUCAUAAGAAUCCCUGUCACUGCCCCAGGAUGUCGCUGGCCCCAGGACGAUUCUUCCGUGGCCGCGCCGCUUGCCGAAGCUGCAAUGUUUUCAUUUCCUUCUGUGCAUCUAUUGUUGAUGCAGACAAAUGGUGGUCCCCCACAAUGAC
Molecule: messenger RNA, 3706 nt
Organism: Seminavis robusta
Lineage: Eukaryota; Bacillariophyta; Bacillariophyceae; Naviculales; Naviculaceae
Source: the annotation of a GenBank genome assembly